This is a messenger RNA of Cyprinus carpio (common carp), 1710 nucleotides long. RefSeq names its product coiled-coil domain-containing protein 126-like. Lineage: Eukaryota; Metazoa; Chordata; Actinopteri; Cypriniformes; Cyprinidae. The record is from RefSeq and is a predicted model, not a curated record.
CAUCGCCGGUGCGUGUCGUGACGUCGUACGCAAAAGCUAGUGUGGUCACCGCAGGGGGACUACUGAAAUUUUUCUGUAUUAGUUUCUAGUUUCGCUACACCAGGUGGCUCUGAAUGAUAAUCUGGCAUUUAUUUUAAGGCCUUACCUCUAAAAUAAUUAGCUUCUUAGUUAAUACAGAGACGCUUGUUUUGAAGUUAUGCUGCAUUUUGAAUAUAGUUUUAACAUAACUGAUUUUUUAAGAUAGUAAACGUGCUUAGAAGAUGUCAACAAUGUGGACUCUACGAAUCUGCCAUCUUGACCAAAGUAUUUAAGGUACAUCUUGCAUCUGAUGUCAAUUCAGCAAUUGACAAUUACUUUCAGUCCAUCCAUCUUCCAUGCUGUAUAUUUUCUAGUCAAAACGGCUAAACAAAUGUAUGAGAUCAGUGACCUUAUUAAAGGAUCUUCUCCCCAUUCCUAAUUUUAACCUCCACUCUGCUUUUUCAUGACUUAAUUAUUCCCAGCCCUGAACCUGACACCCUCUUAAAAACCUGUCCCCACCCCGUCCCCUUAACCCGGGUCCCUUCAGGCCUGCAGCAUUGCCAUGCUGGGCUGUCUUCUGCGUAGGAGCAUGUCUCACAGACUGAGUGUGUUUCUGGUGGUCUUCGGCCUGGCCUGGUGCCUGCUGCUGCUUCACUACACCGUCACACAACCACCGCGGCAGAGCAGUGCAGAGCUCCGACAACAGAUCCUCGAGCUCAGCCAUCGCUAUGUCAAAGUCCUUAGCGAGGAGAACCAGAACCCUUCAGGACCCCAUGGCACCUCCAUGGCAGGAUAUGCUGACUUGAAGAGGACAAUUGCUGUGCUGUUAGAUGAUAUUCUCAUUCGUUUGGUGAAGCUGGAGGGGAAAGUGGAGGCUGCUGUGAAUGCCUCCAUACAGAACAUCUCCCAUCCUGCUGCUGGUGCCAGCACUCUCCUUGCUGCCAGAGUCACUGUUUCCAGGUCCACCAAACAAAAUACAUCUGCCCACCGGCCAGAGAGACGUAGUAACCCUCUGCACUUCCUGUCACAAUCACCUGACAGGUCACAUAAGCCGCACUCUUUGAAAUAGCAAACAGUGGCUAUGGACAUCUUCUCCAUCACUUCAGCAAAGACUGAGAUACAGAGAUAAAUAUACAUACAUAUAUAUAUAUUUUUAGACUAAAGCAGCUUUUAGACAUUUCUUUUCUGUUGUGCACAUGAGCUUCAGCUUGAUUGUUUGUCUUAUAUUCAUGGACCACAAGUAUAUUUUAUAACUUAUGUGCAAUACGGAAUAUAAGAUAUGAGAGAGUGAUAGGAUGUGUUUUCUAACAGAAGACUUUUUUUUUGAUAUACAGAUGAGUGUUUCAUAAUGUAUCUGCAAAAGACACCAUGUACAGCAUUAUCUUCACAGCUAGCUAAUGGUGUGUAAUGCACGUAGACGGAUUCCAGAGCGAAGGUUUACACCUUUUAAUUAAGACGUCAUGCAUCAGCUAUUGAACUGUGGAGGAAAUGAGCUGAUCCAAAGAGUUAUCUCAGUCAAAAGUUGACUGAUGUCUCUAUAGCUGGUUGAUUUAAGGAAUGGGGAUAUACCUCAGUUGCUGUUAGUACAUGGAGCUGAAUCCCAGCGAAACUGAACGCAGCAUUAAGCUUUCGGGGGAAACUGUACCAGACAACACAACUCAAACCAUACAAUAAAACAUGUACCAGACUUCA